AUGGAGGAGCACACUGCGUACUGUCUGCUGGGCCUUUUCGGAACCAGCAUGCCCCUGCUGUACGGGGAGGGAAGCAAAGCCUUCGCCCGACCGCAAGAAGAGAUCAUCAAAUCGUCGAACUUGACAACGAUUUUCUGCUGGUCUUGGACCAAAUCGGUCCCCGCACACUGGACGAGCUUGUUUGCGCCUUCUCCAGAGGCCUUUCAGGGCUACGCCGGAGUCCGCUGGGAAACCCGACAGGAUGCGGAAACCCUCCGUGACACGGUGACAUACUACAUUACCAAUGCGGGCCUGUCCAUUCGGCUGCCUGUUCUCGUCACUAUGGCUGACUACAUUGUUUCUUUGAAUGGUUCGCGUACGUACGAAGACCCGGCAGGCAAUGGUAUUUCAUUUACGGAAGCCAUGAAUCCCCGUCCUCCGGAAAGAUGA
Messenger RNA from Colletotrichum higginsianum IMI 349063, 429 nucleotides. RefSeq names its product Het domain-containing protein. Lineage: Eukaryota; Fungi; Ascomycota; Sordariomycetes; Glomerellales; Glomerellaceae. The coding region runs from base 1 to 429 and encodes 142 amino acids. The record is from RefSeq and is a predicted model, not a curated record. The transcript has a single exon.